Pararge aegeria (speckled wood butterfly) is the source of this 1632-nucleotide messenger RNA. It is a transcript of the gene spag, whose product is annotated as RNA polymerase II-associated protein 3-like. The coding region runs from base 25 to 1545 and encodes 506 amino acids. Gene Ontology annotation, molecular function: protein binding. The record is from RefSeq and is a predicted model, not a curated record. The transcript is spliced from 9 exons. Lineage: Eukaryota; Metazoa; Arthropoda; Insecta; Lepidoptera; Nymphalidae.
AUUUUUUUUUACGCCCAUAAUAAAAUGGACAAAGCAUUCGAGCUACAAAGGCAAGUUCGGAAUGAUACGAGAACAUUGCAAAGUUAUUUAACCGACUUACAAAACUGGGAGGUAGAAAUGAAACGCAAAGAGGCCGCGCUAAACGGUGAAUUAGAACAGGAUCUACCACCAGUGAGGAGCAAGGUGCGUAAGGAAAAGCCCGUGCAAGUGCUAAAGGAGGCCGGCAAUCGGAUUAAGGCAUCGGACUACAGUGCCUGGGAAAAGUUUGAUGUUGAAAAAGCAUGUGAAGAAGUAGACACAGCUGAAUUGGGUCCGGCAUCCUUGGAUAGCAAGAAGAGCCAACCAAUCAAGAUGGAGAAGUUGAGAGAGGAAGCACAGUAUGAGAAAGAGAGGGGGAACAAUUUUGUGAAGCAGGAGAAAUGGGAUGAUGCCAUCGCGUGCUAUAACCGUGCUAUAGAACUGGUGAAGGACGAUGCUAUUUACUUUGCCAACAGGGGUCUUUGCCAUCUUAAGAAGGAAAGCCUUCAUCAAGCUGAGACGGACUGUACCGAGGCACUCCGCCUGGACCCCACUUACGUUAAGGCUCUCCAACGCAGAGCUACAGCCAGAGAGAAACUGGGGUCUUUGCGUGCCGCUUCCCAUGAUCUCAACGAAGUCAUCAAGUUGGAGCCUCACAAUGUCGUUGCCAGGCGACAGCUUGACGCCAUCAUAGCACGGAUGGGGACUAAAGGGGCUAAAUCAAAGUCAUCCCCUACAUCAGAAAACAAACAGAUAGCAAAAGAUCAAUCCAAAAUCGUUGAGAUACCUGGCAGCUAUGAGAAGAAGUCUUCACCUUAUGAGAAGUGGAGACAUGGAGUCGGUGAAGAUGUAACUGUGAUCAAACCUGUCAAGAAACCCCCACAUUUGAGGUCUAAGAGAGCUCUAAAACAUGUACCGAUCCAAGAAAUCCUACUAGGCAGAACUGUUGUGGAAAAACCGGCGACUCGUCUGAAAAUCGUUGAAGUCGAUGUCAAUAAAGCCCAUGGUGACUCAAAUAACAACGACUCUAAAAAACUUAGCCAAAAAAGUGAAAUAAAUUGUGACGGUGACAAAGAUAACGGUCACUGCGACAAAAGUGAUGGUAAUAGUGAAUCGGCAACAGUUGUUUAUCACAGUGAAAAGGUGGUAGCUAAUAUGGUGCCACCAUUAAAUAGCGUUCAGUUUAUAUUGGAGUGGAAAUCUUUGCGAGGGAACAGUGCAGCUAGGAGUGAUUAUUUAAGUAUGAUAGAACCAUCGAAACUACCCACAAUUUUUGAAAAUGCUCUCGAGAGCGACGUGCUGUCGGAUCUUCUUCAAACGCUACACGACUAUAGAGACAAUUUCGAAGAGCACUCUAUUGGAGAUUAUCUGAAGAGUCUUUGCCGAGUGAAGAGAUUCUCCGCACUAGCCAUGUUCCUUUCUAGCAGUGAUAAGGAUUUACUAAACGACAUGCUGUGCUAUUGCAUUGCAACGCAACAAAUCAGUGAGAGUGAAUUUAUGGAAUUGAAAAUGAAAUAUGAACUAUAAAUGGUGUUAGAAAUUAGUAUAGCUCCGAUGUUUCAAUGUAUGUUAUUAUUUUGUUUGCUUAAGUAAAUAAAUGAAAAACUCACCAGA